Molecule: messenger RNA, 2997 nt
Organism: Pseudovirgaria hyperparasitica
Lineage: Eukaryota; Fungi; Ascomycota; Dothideomycetes; Acrospermales; Acrospermaceae
Product: putative histidine kinase HHK3p
Exons: 1
Coding region: 1-2997 (998 amino acids)
Biological process (GO): phosphorylation; phosphorelay signal transduction system
Molecular function (GO): phosphorelay sensor kinase activity
Source: RefSeq, a predicted model, not a curated record
AUGGUCACAGAAGUAGAGCCUACGCGACUGGCCCCUCGCGUUCAAUUCGUUCCAAGCGCAGAAACUCGCCUCCCUUUGCCGAGACAAGACUCCCCACCUCAGCGUCCUGCAGAUGUAGGGCCGAUCCUCGACCCUGACAACUACAAUCUACCUCUUGAUUCUUGGACUGAAGACUAUCACUUCAAGUAUUACCCGGAGAAAGAGCACAAGAAUGCACCUUCACCUGAGCCACAAAGUCCUCCUGAGUUCAAAGAUGCAUAUCUCUCGCCAGUCCUUGCCCGGAAUGAGAGACUGCGUCUGACCAUAUUAUGGUACUACACUCGAGGACUUGAGGGUGAUAAGGAUUUGUUAUUGAGGAUCCAAGAAAAAGUCCGCCUGGUCAGAGAGAUCAUAGGCUGGGAGUUUGCAUUGACAGGGCUUCUUGACAACGAUGUGUACACCCGGAUUGCUGCCGUUGGGCUACCACUUGCUAUACUCCCGCGCAGAGAGAGCACAUGUGCGCACACCAUUAAUCAAGACGGACUGUUUAUGCUUACGAAUAUGGACGAGGACUGGCGCUUUCAGAAGUCUCCGCAUGUCCAGAUAGGAGGCCUUCGUUCGUAUGCUGGAUGUGCUCUCAAGAUCGAGACUGAGUUCGGCGAGAAAGUUGCACUGGGGUCGCUGUGCGUGGCCUCUAAUACUCCACAAGCACCUUUGUCACCUACCAAACAGGCGGCACUGGACAGCUUUGCUGAUAUGAUUACGGCGGAGCUCGUUCACGCUGCGAAACUACGACGGCAGCGAGACCGUCAUCAUAUGUCUGAUCUGAUUGCAAGGCUAGAAGGGAAACUGUUUCUUAACUGCGAUGCUGAAACGCUCGUGUUAGAUACCUUGAGGGAGAAAUACCCUCACGCAGUCGUGAGCCUGCAGCAGUCUGGAUCCGAUCAGGUUGCAUUGUCUGGUCGCGAUGCCAUACCGUACACCGACGUCGUGGACGGGGUUUAUGAAGAUACAGAAUACCUGGAGUCGAUUAUUGCAACCUCAAACCACACAUCUCUUUCAAGCCAAAGAACAGUCCGAGCAAUCGUACGGAAGUGUCAGCAAUUCCAGACUCCAACAUACAUGAUCGUGGCCUCGAAUGAUGUUCAAUUCGUUUUCGAUGAUGUCGACUCUGGGUUCGUGGAGCGAUGUGCGCUUGCUUUCAGUACGUAUCGACAGGAACAAGAUCUUAACAAGGCACUGAAAGCAAAGGAUAUAUUCCUCCGUGGCAUCACACACCAGCUGAGAACACCAAUUCAUGGCGUCCUUGGGUCUGUAGAGCUUCUGGCUGAAGAAUUGAAGGCGCGCAAACUUUUGAGUGAUCAAAUUGAGCAAUUGCAAGCGCCAUUGCAGGAGUUCGAUGCUUCUCCGUUCAUUCGUACCAUCAAGUCCUCCGGCCGUGACCUAAUGACUAUCGUCGAUAGCAUGCUCAAACUAAACCGAUGGGACGAUGUGAGUCACAAACCGACGGUGGUCAGUCUUUCAGAGCUCCGAGAGAUGGAAGUAGCCAUCCUGUCGGACAUCGCCCAAACUUUUCAAGAGGAGGCUAUGACCGGCAAAUGCGUCUUCUAUCUUAACCAACUUCAACAACAAUGUGCUACUUUGACUAUAGAUCUUGUGUUACUUAAAGACUGCCUACAACAUCUGGUCAUGAACGCGAUACAGAACACUCAGAGCGGACUGAUCAAUGUCACCAUAUCGUCCUCUCCUGACUGUCAAAGUCUCAUUGUCGAUGUCGAAGAUACUGGCUGUGGCAUUCCCCAACAAGACCACACUAGAAUCUUCGAGCCUUACGAGAAGAUCGACCCUCACAGCAAAGGUAUCGGCCUUGGCUUGACUCUUGCUUCGAAACUUGCAAAUCUUAUGGACGGUACCGUAAGUCUUGUGCAGUCAACAGUAGGCAAAGGCUCGCAUUUCCGCAUGCAUUUCCGAAAUCCUCGAUUCGCCCCUGAAGUAAAUCAGAAUACGCCUCUCAUCCGAACGCUUCGACAUCUCCCCUCCGUCUAUUCCCUACACUCUUCUUCAGGUGUUGUUAGCCAGCUUUCAGAUCACUUUGCUCAGUAUCUGCGAAGCAGAGGACUCGAGCAUUCUACCAAGUCUAACGACUCAUUGGCUAUCAUAGAUUAUACCGAGGACGCCGACAGCUUUGAAUCGAUUGUCAAGUCUCUCGAUCCGAUGCAGGUCGCAGUGUGUCUUGUACCAUCUGGGAGAAGAUAUGAACACCUGGAACGUAUACCCGACGCACGAAGGGUCGUCAUACUAAGAGGCCCAUAUACGUCCAACCAACUGGACUGCACGCUAUCCAAUGUAGACUCCCUCCUCGCUCCGCCCUUGGAAACACAAAACGAGACAGUCGUCGAGGGACAGACCGAUACUCAAAGAGUGGUGAUCACGACCCCAUCCUCCGUCGUCUGCUUACAAGAAGAGCAUAAACCUCCUCCCGCACAGCACAUCAAUAGCCCAAACGCCAUCACCGAAGUCACCAUACAGGCCACCAUCAACAUCCGCUCCACUCCCCCCUCUUUCAGCCCUCCUCUUUCACCCCGAGAAACAGCUGAAGCCCCCUUUGCCCUCCUCGUCGACGACAACAGCGUCAAUCUGCAGAUCAUAUCCAUGUAUUGCAAAAAGCGCAAGAUCCCCUACGUCACCGCAAUCAACGGCGAAAAAGCCGUCGCCGCAUUCUCAAAUCCACGUCUCCCAUCGCCGUAUCAACAUCGACGCGUCAACCUGAUCUUGAUGGACCUGCAAAUGCCUGUCAAGGACGGCAUCGACGCAACACGCGAGAUCCGUGCUCUUGAGAAACAGCUUGGAUUGCCGAGAAGCGUCGUUCUUAUGGUCACGGGCCAGGAUAGUCCCGUGGACAGGGUGCGCUCUGCUGAAGCGGGUGCGGACGGGUUCUUUGUCAAACCUGUUGCUAUGAAGGCCUUGGAUCAGGGUAUAAAAGGCCAUUUCCCAGAAUUUGGUGGUGCGGGCGUGUGA